GACCGCGCUGUCCCGGUGCCGCUCCGCGCGCUUUGGCGUCGCUCCGUACCGCCGUACUCCGACGGGGACCCGGCGCCGAAGGGCCGGUGCUGCUGCCGCCGAACUCCGCGUGUUCGGCCCCGAAGGCGCCGUCCGAAUGCGGAAAUAUGGAUGCAGCGCGCUGCAGUGGGAAGAAACCGUGGUGGUCGAGCGCAGACCCGGCGAUGAGGAUGGAGAUCAAAUACGGAGCUGAUCCCACGUGCAGCAUCUGCAGCCCUCAGCUCGCCGGGGCGAUGUACCCACAUUUCAUCAGGCAGCAGCGGACGAGCCUGGAUGUUCUCAGAAACCGCAAACACGUCGGUCAGCCCAAACCCCUCCCUGCCCUCCCCUCACACAGAGACCCUGGCAGCUCCCUUGUUGCUGCCGUGCGUCCCACUUCUGCCCACGAGCCCAAUAUGAAGUCACAGUGCUGCUGCUCGUUGAGCAUCUUGGGUGGAAAAGGUCCACCUUUGGGAAGCUGUAUCCAUUUCCCUCCUGGGUGCAGCAGCACAGAAGCAGGGCAGGCACAAGGCCCUAUCACAGCAGCAGCCUGUUGUCAAAUCAUGUGCAAACAGAGACACCAGGACCUGGAGCAUAUGAUGUAGACCGGGGCUAUCGAGCCUGCUUACCCAGCUCCCCCAGCAUCACCAUCCAAGGAGUCAGGAGGCCCAAGAGACACGAAACCGGCCCCUUUACAACGUUCUGAGAUGGACUACAGAAUUCCACCCCUAACCACAGGGCUUGCUCCUCUCUUCAGUAGUAAAAAGAAAAAUGCAUGGAAGUUCA
Gallus gallus (chicken) is the source of this 804-nucleotide messenger RNA. RefSeq names its product sperm-tail PG-rich repeat containing 3 (gene STPG3). NCBI's taxonomy places the organism in Eukaryota, Metazoa, Chordata, Aves, Galliformes, Phasianidae. The transcript has 4 exons. Bases 147 to 623 code for a protein of 158 amino acids. The record is from RefSeq and is a predicted model, not a curated record.